ACUUUUGUGUUCAGAGAAAUCUCUCUCUUUGUUAAGCCAUACCAAAUUUGCUCAGAAGUGGUAAUUUGUGUAAAUUUUGGUUGUAAACAUGGAACCAGAUUCAUGGUUGCAAACCCGGAGUUGAUGGAUAACAAAUACCUAUUUUAGUGGUAGCCGCCAUUGAUGUCCUCUCGAGCUCCCUCUUUCCACCAAUGGCUGAAUUUUCCAACCUCACCUCCGACUCGAAGGACAAUCAGUUCUUUGCCUUCGAUCCUCUCUCUGAUCUCUGGUUCCGCCUCCCCCCGGUGCCGGUCUCUCCUGUCUCCUCCUUCCUUCGCUCCGACGGCUUCUUCUUCACUACCGCGCCUCACUUCUCUUUCUCUCCGAUCUUCAAUCCCUCUUGGAUCGUCACUUCGCCUCUCAGAUUCGCACGGAUAGAUCCUCUCCUCGGAAUUUUCCGAUCCGGAUCCAAGUCGAAUCUCCAGUUUAUCGUCGUCGAAGGCGUACGACUGCUAGGCGGCGCCCAUUUAUCUGUCGAGAUUUACGAUCCGGACGCUGAUUUUUGGGAGCUCUAUUCGCCAUUGCCCCCGGAUUUCAGGUCCGGAAUCUCCUCGCGCUCUCUCUCUUCCGCUUUGUUCGAAGGUAAGUUCUACGUUCUCGGAAGUCACUCCUCCUUAGUUUCUUGCUUCGAUUUACACGAUCAUGUAUGGAGUGAAGUCCAAACUCUUCAACCUCCUGGAAAUAUGUUUUCAUUUUUAAUUUCUUGCACCGACCGCCUUGUUUUGGCGGGACUCUGCAAUUCCCCUGCCGGUCCUUCCUUCGUUCUGUGGAAAAUUGAUGUGGAGACCAUGGAAUUCCUCGAGAUUUCCGUCACGCCGAGCGAUCUGCGUGAGAAUGGAAAUGAAAUGCGUUGGACAGGAGAAUCUGAUCUACGUUUUUAGCGAGGACUAUGAAACGAAAUAUUCAGGGUGUGUUCGUGAAAUCAGCCGUGAGAAUGUGAAAGUGCAGGGGGAAAAGAGUGCCUCCAUUGUCAGUGUGCACAACAUUCUCGGCCGAGAGGACGAAGAAGGUCAACAUUACUCCUCAUUCUGCCAUGUCCGAGUGCCAUGUCCGAGGUAAGCUUAUAAAUAUUAUUUUUCUUUUCGAAGAGAGAGAGAGAAAAAAAAAACCCUAUUUAGCAAACUGACUCUCGCACGCCAAGCCUACUCACUCACCAAAGAAGCCCUCAUCUUGUCCAAAUUCAUCGGCUGCCCCCAUAUCCUGCAGCUCAUCGGCCACCAAGUCACCGUCGAAGACGACACCAAGUACAGCGUUUACAAUCUGGUUUUGGAGUACACCGCCGGUGGGUCUUUGGAUGACCUUAUCAACCAACGCAAGAAGCUGCGGGAGGAUGAGCUCAAAGGGUAUCUUCGUAUGAUGCUUACAGGGCUUUCUUGCAUUCAUUCCAAAGGCUUUGUGCAUUGUGAUUUCAAACCUUCUAAUGUUCUUGUUUUUUCCCUCUCAACAUGACAAACCCGACCUCAAAAUAGCCGACUUUGGUCUUGCAAAGAAGUUUUGGUUAUAAAUUGAGUUUUAGAGGGACGCCUGAAUACAUGUCUCCUGAGUCUUUUAUUGGUGAGAUUACACCCUCCUUAGAUAUUUGGUC
Molecule: messenger RNA, 1624 nt
Organism: Cucurbita maxima (winter squash)
Lineage: Eukaryota; Viridiplantae; Streptophyta; Magnoliopsida; Cucurbitales; Cucurbitaceae
Product: F-box/kelch-repeat protein At3g24760
Molecular function (GO): protein binding
Source: RefSeq, a predicted model, not a curated record